AUGGCCCACGAGAACGAUAUCGUUAUCUCCGGCUUUUCCGCCUACUUCCCCCAAGCGGAUCACCUGGUCGAGUUCAAGGAGAAGCUGUACUCGGGCGUCGACAUGAUCACAGUGGACGACUUGCGCUGGACCCCUGGGCACAUGGGCUUGCCUGGACGCCACGGGAAGAUCCGAGAUCUGUCCCGCUUUGACGCGCAGUUCUUCCACAGAAACCCAAAGCAGGCCCACGUGAUGGACCCACAGCUGCGAAUGCUCUUGGAGACAUCGUAUGAGGCGAUCGUGGAUGCCGGCUACGACCCCGAUACCCUGCGCAAACGCAAUAUAGGUGUCUUCAUUGCAAAUUCGAACUCAGAGUCAUACUACGCCUUCCGCAAGGACGAGAAGGUGGACAGCAACUACCUGCUCGGAUGCGCCAGAUCAAUGUUCUCCAACAGGGUCUCGUGCUCGCUCGACGUGCAAGGGCCGAGCAUGACGAUCGACACUGCGUGCUCCUCAACGUUGGUGGCCCUGAACGAGGCUGUGCUCGCGCUUCGCUCAGGCCGCUGCGAGGCGGCUAUCGUAGGAGCCGGGAACCUCAACCUCGAUCCGUGCGUAGCGCUGAACUUCAAGCAGAUGGGCGUACUCUCGGAGGACGGAAAAUGCAAGUCUUUUGACUCAAAUGGCGAUGGCUACGUUCGAAGUGAAGUUAUUGGCUGCAUGUUCCUCCAAAGGUUUUCCGACGCCCGUCGUGUGUACACCAAAGUCGUCAACGUAAAUGUUAAUACAGAUGGUUACAAGCUCGAAGGCAUGCCCUUCCCAUCGGCCAUAGUACACGAGCAGCUUCUCCGUGCCACAUACGCUGAAGCCAACGUGGAUCCGCAAAAAGUAGUGUACGUCGAAGCCCAUGGUACGGGAACAAAGGUUGGUGGGCCUCAAGAGUUGGAAGCGAUCAGCAAUGCCCUCUGUCCACCGGAAAGAGAAAAGCCCCUGAAAGUCGGAUCUGUCAAGAGUAAUAUGGGACAUGCCGAGAGUGCUUGUGCUGAGCCGAUUCUGCGACGAGCUGUGGGCCCUGAAGCCAGCUGCCUGGGCCUUAUGAAACGCCACACGGACAACCUGGAGUAUUUUUUAGGCUCGCUGGGCAAACUUCACACUCUUGGUGUCCAGAUGGACUUGUCGGUGCUGUACCCUCCGGUUCCAUGGCCAGUGCCACGCGGCACUCCCAACAUUGCACAUUUGGUGAGCUGGGACCACUCGCAGAGCUGGACUGUGGCCCAAUGGAAAGACUUCUCUAGCGCCACACAGGCCUAUGAGGAGAUCAUUGAGAUUGACCUCGAAGCGGACAGCGCUCAGAAGUACCUUCUAGGUCACCAGCCUGAUGGCCGUGUGAUCUUUCCUGGCGCUGGCUACAUGCUACUCGUAUGGAAGUCCCUCGCGAAGCGCUUAGGGAAACCGUUCAAUGAGGUUCCUGUCAUCUUCGAGCACCUGAAAAUUCACCGCGUCACGAUCCUUCCACCAUCUGGCCCUCUGAGAAUCAUGGUCACUAUGAUGCCCAUGUCUGGGGAGUUCGAAGCUUGCGAGUCGAGAACUGUGGUGGCCAAAGGACGCAUCCGCGCGGCCAAGGAGGGCGAGGCGGUGCUCCUCAAGGAACCUCCGGGAACAUCAGGAGUGGUCGCCGCUUACGACAUGGACACUGCCGACAUCUACAAAGAACUCAGUCUCCGCGGCUACAAGUUUUACGGAGCAUUCCAGGGUGCCCUGGGAGCUUGCUCAGAAAAACACUGCGCCAAGCUCAAGUGGGAGAACAAUUGGGUGACAUUCCUGGAUGCACUGGUGCAUGUUACUUUCAUCUGGAAAUCACAUAGGACGUUUGACUUGCCUGUCAGUGUGCAGUCGUGCCGCAUCGACCCUAGCGUUCAGGCAGUAAUCACGGAGGCUGUUGGAGAGAGCGGAGUGGACGCCGUCUAUUGCCCAUAUCUCAAUAUGAGCCGAGCAGGGGGCGUCGAAAUAGAGGGCCUGAAAUUUAGCACCGUUCCGCGACGCCCCGUUCAGCAGGAUCCCAUCCUGGAAGAGUCACCGCUUCGUCCAUACCUGGACAACGACGUUGCAAGGCGUGAAAGGGAGCACAUCGUGCGAGAAUACGCAGAUGCGUGUUGUGACAUCAUGCUACGCGUUCUUCAAGCUUGUGAUGAAAGCAGUAGUUUUUCCAAAAUGGAGGAUGAAUGUCGCAAACUCCCAGAAGAAAUCAUGAAUCGGUAUGCUGCGAGUAUUGCAUCAAACCAUGGCUUGUUACAACUACUGUUAACAGUGCACAAACAAGUCAACGGCACUGCGUCACUGGCUUCCACCAUUAAGUCAGCAAUAUUGACCAACAGAAAACAUUUGGAGGAGGACUUACUCAACACAAGCCUUCUGGAAGAAGAUCCGCUGAGAUACCUGCUUGACAUCGUGCUUGAAAAUACAAGCUUCACAAAACUCAGCGUGCUAGAGGUGGCGGUCGACGGAAACAUAACGCUCAUGGCCCCAUGGGCAUGCGCUUUGCUGUCCUUGUACGAUGGGCAGCUCAAGACAGUAUACUCUAUCACCCACCCAAGUCCAGGGAGCCUCUCUCCGGACCAACUCCCCAAAGGGGCACUUGUACUUCCGCAGGAUCUUUCUCUCUCAGGAGAAAAGCUGCCAGCGGCUGACUUGGUAUUAGCUUCCCUCGGCAUUAUGACUAGUGUUUCUGACCUGUUUGCUUUGGCUAAUGAAAUGUGCUCGCAGUGCAAGGAAGGUGGUUUCGUUCUCAUUUCCCAUCGGAUAGCAUUGACAGCGGCCGAGGCCUUACUCUCGAAAUUCAGUGAAGUUCCUUUUCACGUUUAUUCUGAAGAGGCAACAAGAACAGCGUUCAGAGCUUGCGGAUUUCGGCUAGUGGGACUGAAGUCGAACAACCUCUCCGCACUGCUAUUGUUCAAAAAGGCGACAUUACCCAUAAAUGUCACCAGCCAGGCGGUUAUCAAGGUACAGAACAGCAAUUUUAAGUGGGUUGAGGCACUGAAGGAGAAGGUCGCUGAAUGUGUCGGAAAGCCAGCGAGAGCGAACAUCUGGCUGCUCGCUGAAGACGCCGGCACCAGUGGCAUCCUGGGAUUAACAAACUGUCUUCUACGGGAGAUUGGCGGACGUCUCAUAAGGUGUGUAUUCGACGCCGAUGUGGAAGGUGGCAACAAUGUAGCCGACUUUAGCCCCGCCAACCCUGCGUACAAGGAUAUCAUAGAAAACGACCUUGUGAUGAACGUAUACCGCGACAGACAAUGGGGAUCUUUCCGGCACCGCAACAUCGAUUGGUGUGGAGAGGCAAAGACCGCCACGCAAUGCGCCUACCUACACUUCAAGACACGCGGGGACCUAUCCAGCCUACAGUGGUACGAGUCCCCACUUGGCUACAGGUCCCCAACUGACAAAACCUCCAGUGGGGAAGUCAUAUGCGACGUGUACUAUGCCUCUGUAAACUUCCACGACGCCAUGAUUGCCACUGGUAAACUACCUGCGUUAUUUUAUUCUUUGGCCACUUUCUGCACAUUCCUGGGUACGGAGUUUUCUGGACGGGACCAAAACGGACGACGUAUCAUGGGUGUGCUCGGUGGCAAGUGCAUCGCAACCAUGGUGACUGCUGACCCACUCGCGAUGUGGGAAAUCCCGGAUUCGUGGACCAUGGAAGAGGCUGCCACGGUUCCAGUUGCCUAUUCGACCGCCUACUACGCGCUUCUUGUACGGGGUGACAUGCAACCAAGAGAGUCAAUACUAGUGCACUCGGGAAGCGGAGGCGUCGGGCAAGCCGCCAUAUCCAUAGCCCUGUCCAUGGGCUGCACCGUCUUCACCACCGUCGGUUCUGAAAAAAAGCGGAAUUUUCUAAAGCACCGCUUUCCACAACUGGAGGACAGGCAUUUUGCAAACUCACGUGACCGGUCAUUCGAAGAACACGUCAAGCUAGAGACGCGCGGCAGAGGUGUGGACUUGGUGCUGAAUUCGCUGUCCGAGGACAAGCUGCAGGCCAGUGUGCGCUGCUUGGCUCCGCAUGGCCGUUUUCUGGAGAUUGGCAAGUUUGACCUGUUCGAGGACAACAAUCUGGGCAUGUCGGUGUUUCUCCAGAACGUCAACAGACGACCCGGCAACGCCAGUAACAGGCGUCGUACUGUUGAGCUCGUUCGCGAGGGAAUCGCAUCUGGUGUGGUGCGUCCACUGGACGUGAUCAAAUUCACCCUAGACCAGGCUGAGCAGGCCUUCCGCUUCGUUGCCUCUGGAAAACAUAUAGGAAAGGUUAUCAUUCAGAUAAGACCGGAAGAGACCCAGCUCGGUUAUACAAAGACUCCACCGCUGACAUUAGAGGCCGUGGCGCGUCCAUGCUUCUACGGGCACAAGUCUUACAUCAUUGUUGGUGGCCUGGGGGGUUUUGGCCUCGAGCUGGCUGAGUGGAUGAUCUCUCGCGGCUGCCGCAAGCUCCUUCUUGUCUCAAGGACUGGAGUGCGGACUGGUUACCAGCGACUUUGUCUUCACCGUUGGAACAGUCUUGGUGCGGAAGUGAUAGUGAGCAACGAGGACGUCUCCAGGGAGGAAGGUGCCCAGAAAGUACUCAACAACGCAGCGACCAUGGGACCUGUAGGCGGCGUUUUUAACUUGGCCAUGGUGCUUCACGAUGCCCUCAUUGAGAACCAGACGGCGGAGACGUACGAAGAAGUGUGUAAGCCUAAAGUGCUCGUCACCCAGCGCCUCGACGAAGUGUCGCGGGAACGAUGCCCCUGCUUGGACCACUUUGUCGUCUUCUCUUCUAUCGCUUCUGGCCGAGGCAACGCCGGUCAGACAAACUACGCUUACGCAAACUCUGUCAUGGAGCGUGUGUGUGAGCGUCGUGUCGAAGACGGACUCCCCGGAUUGGCCAUCCAGUGGGGUGCAAUUGGUGACGUUGGUGUACUGCACGAUAACAUGGGUGCAGACACAACAGUAGCUGGAAUUGAGCAGCAGUCAAUAAGGUCCUGCAUGGCGGUGAUGGACCACUUCUCAGCCAAAAGCCAUCCCGUUGUCUCGUCCUUCGUCAAGAGCAGCUUGUCUCGGACGGCAGACAGCAAGGAUAAAGGCAAUCUCGUUCAAAAUGUGGCACACAUCCUCGGCAUUAAAGACUCAACUGCGCUCAAUCCGGGCAUCACCCUUGGCGAGUUGGGCAUCGACUCGCUUAUGACUGUUGAAGUACGACAGCUGUCGGAGCGAGACUACGACGUUGCCCUGUCGAUGCAAGAGAUACGGCUGCUAAGUGUGGCCCAACUAAGAGAGAUCAGUGAAGCCUGCACCGACCAAAAAGUUAUACCAGAAAACUCCGACGCAGUUGAAGCAAACCACGAUAUUGCCAGCAACGGGGAUGAAGCAAUGGCUCCAUGA
Rhipicephalus sanguineus (brown dog tick) is the source of this 5385-nucleotide messenger RNA. RefSeq names its product fatty acid synthase-like. Gene Ontology annotation, molecular function: fatty acid synthase activity; phosphopantetheine binding; 3-oxoacyl-[acyl-carrier-protein] synthase activity. Lineage: Eukaryota; Metazoa; Arthropoda; Arachnida; Ixodida; Ixodidae. Gene Ontology annotation, biological process: fatty acid biosynthetic process. The record is from RefSeq and is a predicted model, not a curated record.